Messenger RNA from Closterium sp. Naga37s-1, 1287 nucleotides. The record is from the annotation of a GenBank genome assembly. NCBI's taxonomy places the organism in Eukaryota, Viridiplantae, Streptophyta, Zygnematophyceae, Desmidiales, Closteriaceae.
AUGGCUCGCCAGACCCCUCCGUCGCUCACCAUGCUGGUUUCCGCCAUGAUCUUCGUCUCGUCGGCUGCUGCUGCCGCUUACUCUGCCUCUCCCUCAACCGCCGCCGCCAGCAACAAAUACGCUCUCGUCCCGGCGACAAACAGCCUUCUAUUCGGCAAUGGAUACUCGGUGACGUGGGGUCCCGCGGGAAUCACCUCCGCCGUCGACUCCCAUGGCGCGCCUCUCAAAUUCGUCAACAACCCUGACGGAUCCGUCACUGUUGGUAAGGUGUACACCGCCUACCCCAACGGCACGCUCACCGGUCCCGGCAUUGUAAUCGUCACCAGUGGGCCCACUGCGGGAUUCUGCAUGGGAAAGACGAGGUUCCUGGAGAACGGCACGAUCGUGGACGCCUCGGGAAAGAAAGUUACGCCGACUCUUAAUGCGGACGGGUCGUACACUGCAGGGGACCUGAAAGGGUGGAGCAACGGCACCAUUGUUGGCCCCACUGGUGCAUCGAUCUAUCUCGGCGCACCGCUCGCGCUCACCCCUGACGGCUCCGUUGGUUUUGUUGCCCCCAGCAGCAGCUACUCCUACAACUCGACCACCAACAGCCUGACGUUCGGCAAGAAUUACACGGUGACGUGGAGUGAGACAGGAUUCACCUCCGCCGUCGACUCGACGGGCGCGACUCUCAAAGGCUUCAAAAACCUCACCGACGGAUCCGUCACUGUUGAUGGCGCGUACACUGCCUACACCAACGGCACGCUCAUUGGUCCCGGCAUUGUCGUGGUCGUGAAUGGACCGACUGCCGGGUUCAGCAUGGGAAAGACGACCCUCCUGAAGAACGGCACGAUCGUGGGCGCCUCGGGAAAACCAGUUGCGCCGACUGCCAAUGCGGACGGGUCGUACACUGCAGGGGAACUGCGUGGGUGGAGCAAUGGCACCAUUGUUGGCCCCACUGGUGCAUCGAUCUAUCUCGGCGCACCGCUCACGCUCAACCCUAAUGGCACCGUUACUUUCGCCAGCAACGGUGGCGCUAGUGGCAGUGCUCCUUCUGCCUCUCCUUCUCCUUCUGCUGCUCCUUCUUCUGCUGCUCCUUCUCCUUCUGCUGCUCCUUCUUCUGCUGCUCCUUCUCCUUCUGCUGCUCCUUCUUCUGCUGCUCCGGCUCCUCCUUCUCCUUCUCCUUCUCCUUCCGCUUCUCCGGCUACUCCUUCCCCACCCAAGGCUGCAGGUUUGCUUGCUACACCGGUCACGGCUCUCACUGCUGUCAUCACUCUGAUGCUUGGCACAAUCCUAUUCGUGUAA